AUGGGACUUAUGAGCAACUACUUGAACGCGAAUAACAAAUUCAAACCGGAACCUGUAGUAAUAAAAAAUUUCUCAGUCAUCUUUACCUCAUUCUACGGGUCAAAGUCGCUAUUGCUGACGUACAAGGAGAAAGAAAAGUCAGAUUCUGCGGAAAAUACCAACGAGGAGGGCGAAGAUUCAGCACCACCGAUGAAGAAACGGAAACUAUGCCGUAGCAAUCGUGAUGCAGAAAACUACCUUCCUGGGCCUGGAGAACGUAAUGAAGAGUUGCAUGAAGAACAUUUUGGUAUUGUUAAAAUGAAAACAAUGGCGAGAAGAUAUUGUUGGUGGCCGGGCAUCGACAACGAUUUAGAAAAUUUAGCUAAGAAUUGCGAAAAUUUUAACUUAGUGCAAAACGAUCUGCCGAGAACACAAGCGCUUACGUGGAGGCCAGCUGAGCGGGCGUUCCAAAGAGUCCAUAUGGAUUACGCAGGGCCCUUCAUGGGACAUUACUUCUUCGUGUUGGUGAAUACGUUUUCAAAGUGGCCGAAAGUACUCAUUACAAAGAACAUAACGAGUAGUACAACAAUUAAAUGUUGCAGGCAAAUUUUUUCAACGUUUGGCAUAUCCGAGGUGGUGGUGUCAGACACCGGCCGACAUUUUGUAUCAAGCGAAUUUGGAAAUUUUCUCAAAUGUAAUGGCGUUGUACAUAAAACUACGGCACCAUUUCAUCCGGCGACAAACGGACAGGCGGAGAGAUUCGUUCAAACUUUCAAACAAAUGUUAAGAAAAAAAUUCCAGAACUUAUCAGCAAGUACGGAAGAUUUACAAGUAGCGUUGCAUCAAAUCUUACUACAUUACAGAAACCUGCCCCAUGUGUCGUUAAGUGAACCGCCAGCGGAGAGAAUGCUAGGGCGUAAAUUGCGUACACGAUUGGAUUUAUUGCUACCAACGCAGAGUAACAGCGAAGAUAGUAGGACUAAUUAUAAUGGCAAAUGUUGGAAGAAACACAUUAAUCAAAUUCAAAGAAUAAGCAAUAUUCCGAUAAGGAAUGCAAACAACACGAAUGAGGAUAUGUUCGACUACAGACCACCAAAUGUAAGCUCAAAUCCAGUAAAUAAUGCUAGAAACACAAGCGAAAACAAAAAUACGGAAAUUGUAAGAGAAACCUCAGAGCGACCAAAUGUGGACAAUACACCACGCAGAUCAGUGCAAAGAAAGAAGGUUCCAACACGUUACGGGGAACCAACCUCAUGGUAG
Solenopsis invicta (red fire ant) is the source of this 1239-nucleotide messenger RNA. RefSeq lists its product as uncharacterized. Gene Ontology annotation, biological process: DNA integration. Bases 1 to 1239 code for a protein of 412 amino acids. Gene Ontology annotation, molecular function: nucleic acid binding. NCBI's taxonomy places the organism in Eukaryota, Metazoa, Arthropoda, Insecta, Hymenoptera, Formicidae. The record is from RefSeq and is a predicted model, not a curated record. The transcript has 3 exons.